Messenger RNA from Candidozyma haemuli, 864 nucleotides. RefSeq lists its product as uncharacterized. Bases 1 to 864 code for a protein of 287 amino acids. The record is from RefSeq and is a predicted model, not a curated record. Gene Ontology annotation, cellular component: cytoskeleton. Gene Ontology annotation, molecular function: actin filament binding. Lineage: Eukaryota; Fungi; Ascomycota; Pichiomycetes; Serinales; Metschnikowiaceae. The transcript has a single exon.
AUGCCACCAACACAAACUGAAGUCUUGACUGAGCCAGCUUCUAAGGGAUACGUCAUGGGCGAAAGGGGUUCCCAUAACAUCGCUAAAGGUUUGCCCCACCCAUACCCAGUGCCUAAGUUUGCAACCAAGGAAGAAGAGAGAACUUGGGCUAAACAGCAUAUGGCUGCCGCUUUCCGUGUUUUUGCACGUAAGGGAUUUACUGAAGGCACUGCUGGUCACAUUUCUUUAAGAGAUCCCGUUGAUCCAUCUACAUUCUGGUUGAACCCUUUGGCUAAACACUUUGGGCUUAUUAAGGCCUCUGACUUGGUGCAUAUCGACGAGGAAGGUAACGUUUUGCCUGACGGUCCUCAAAGCGCUGUGAACGCUGCUGGGUUUGCUAUUCACGCUGCUGUUCACAAGUACAGACCUGACGUCAUGGCUGCUUGUCAUACUCAUUCCGUCUAUGGUAAGACUUUCAGUGCCUUGGGCAGGCCCUUGGACAUGAUCAACCAAGACGUCUGCAUGUUCUAUAAGAGCCACGGUGUGUACACCGACUUCGGAGGUGUGGCGCUCGAGGAGCAGGAAGGUAAAGACAUUGCCGAUUCAUUGGGUAACGGAAAGGGUAUAAUCUUGCAGAAUCACGGUCUUCUUACUGUGGGCCAGACCGUUGACGAAGCCGCUUACUUGUUUUGUCUCAUGGAGAGAAGCUGCCAGUGCCAGCUUAUGGCUGAGGCUGCCUUGAGACCAGGCGAAAAGUUGAAGAUCAUUGGCGACGAGGUCGCUGCCUACACCGAAUAUAUGACUGCUGAUUCAGAAACGCUCUACACAGAGUUCCAGCCAGACAUGGAGAUGGAAAUCAAGUACGACAGGGAGUUUUUGGAUUAG